Galendromus occidentalis (western predatory mite) is the source of this 5031-nucleotide messenger RNA. RefSeq names its product von Willebrand factor A domain-containing protein c12.2 (gene c12.2). Lineage: Eukaryota; Metazoa; Arthropoda; Arachnida; Mesostigmata; Phytoseiidae. Gene Ontology annotation, molecular function: ATP binding; ATP hydrolysis activity. The transcript is spliced from 26 exons. Bases 1 to 5031 code for a protein of 1676 amino acids. Gene Ontology annotation, cellular component: cytoplasm. The record is from RefSeq and is a predicted model, not a curated record.
AUGAGGUUCCCUUUUGGGGUCGGCUUCAUUCUGAGACGCGCGCACAACCAAGCGAGCAGUAAAUCAAGCAAGGAUCGAUGGCGCACAAUAAAAUUGGGUGAUGUUUCGGCGAAGCUGCCAGAGCCGCGCGACCCCAAGAAGGUUCCGGUGAAAUAUUUGAGUGAGAAUGAAACGCCACGAACCUGGGGCUUACUCCGAUGGCUCCUCCAGAAAGAUCAUCUCGGACAGGAUGUAUUCUUAUUGGCACCGCCGGGCUCCGAACGGAGGAGACUUGUUUUCAAGUACUUGGAAUUCACGGGUCGGGAAGUGGAAUAUGUCGCGCUAAGCGCUGACACGACGGACUCCGAUCUGAAGCAGUACCGGGAACUGAGUGGCAACCAAGCCGGAUGGCGAGACCAGGCCGCCGUCCGAGCCGCUACAGAAGGUCGCGUUCUGGUUCUGGAUGGCGUGGAGCGCGCGGAGCGGAACCUCCUCCCGCUGAUAAAUAAUCUCCUGGAGAACCGUGAGAUGCAUCUGGAUGAUGGAGGUUUCUUAUUGAAAGCCGAGAAAUUCGAUGAACUCCUCCAAGAAGUCGGUCCGGAGAAACUCGCGGAGUGGGGCAUGCGGAGAGUUGACGAGCAGUUUCGUGUCAUCGCCCUAGGCGCUCCAGUUCCACCAUUCAAGGGAAAUACAUUGGAUCCACCCUUCAGGUCACGUUUCCAAUGCAAGUCAUUGAAAUUCCCUGAUUACGACGAUGCUCUAUCGGAACUUCGAGAGCUGGCGCCGACAAGAGGGAAUCAUCUAGAGAAAUUUUUGAAUAUAGUGUACACGAUCAACUCGCCACAAGUCAGGGAUUUGGGGCUGCCGUUUUUCAACUUCGAUUCCGCUUCGAAAAUGGCACAGUUAUGGGAGAAAGGCGUGCCUUUCGGGGCGGCUCUGGAUGUCGUCUAUCCGAGCUUUCAUUUGACAGAAGACGCACAGAGAGUUCUCGCUGACCUCAUCUCCAAGGAGGGCAUGGGAGCGGAGUCAAGUAGCUAUCCUCCCUCCAGCGGAAAAGUCACGCUGAACGACGAAAAGACUUCAAAGUCCAAUCUGAUCCUGACUUCCACUUUCGAACGAGCCGUGAGCACGCUCUGCAAGGCGCUUUCAGUCGGCGAUGUUUGCAUAAUCGGAUCGCGCGGCUGUGGGAAAAAUACGCUCGCGCAUUUUGCUGCCGCGCAUUUGGGAUUCGACGAUUCUGCAAUAGUUCAUAUUCCCCUGUACAAAGACAUGAGUGCGAGAGAAUUACUCCAAAGUAGGCGACUCGAUGAGGGGACCACCGUCUGGAGGGACUCACCGAUCGUGAAAGCUGCGCUGGAAGGCAACUGUCUGAUCCUUGACGGAGUUGACGUUCUGGAUCCGACCGUUCUGAGUUCACUGCAAAGUUUGAUCCACGAGAGGGAGCUAUGGCUGUCAGAUAGCUCGACCCUGCUACGUCAAGACCGUUGGGAAGCUCUUGGGAAACCCGACGGAAUGAGACCUGUGCAUCCAAACUUCAAAAUCAUUGCUUUAGCUGAACCUCCCAAGAAGGAUUCCACGGAUCGGACUUGGCUGUCCCCCGAAGUCAGUUCGAUGUUCAUGUCGCUCCAUCUGCCUCCCUUGCCGGUCGCGGAACAAAGAGAGGUUCUCUCCAAGCUAGUUGGCAAGAGUCCCCCUCAGGAACUUUUCGAUGUCAUCUCAGCGUUCCGCAAGUCUUCCGAUGCCCCUCUGCGCUCUCUGGCCGAGAGUCUCAGCACCCGGCAGCUGCUGAGACUGUGUCGAAAGCUCAAUGCAUACCCGGACUCGAAUUUGUACGACUUGCUUUCCGAAGCAACCCUGAUCAAAUUCGCCCCCCAACUGACUCGCAUCGCUUUCGAUGAAACGCUGGCGAAGUGCGGCGUGGAAGCGGACGGAGCUGGAAGCUCGAAUAAAAUAGAAAUGAAAAUCGAGCGGGAUACGGUCACGAUAGGCGACGUCGUUCUAAUAAGGAACCUCGAUAAUGAAUCCCCCGCCAAAAUUCCAAGCACACUUUUCUUCGAGAACGCGAGACAACUGGAGCAGCUGCACCGCAUUUCCCAAGAUCUAGUUCUGGGGGAGCAUCUCCUCUUGGUUGGCAAUCAAGGAGUCGGGAAAAAUAAAAUCAUAGAUUAUCUAUUGGGUGUUUGCAAUCAGCCCCGAGAGUACAUGCAGUUGCACAGAGAUACAACGGUAGCUUCUCUGUCGGUUCAACCCCAGCUAAUCGACGGGAGCAUCGUCUAUCAAAACUCACCCCUGAUGAAUGCGCUGACCGAAGGUCGCAUCGUGGUCAUCGAUGAAGCCGACAAAGCGCCUGUACAAGUCACGCGUGUUCUGCAUUCGCUCCUUGCAAGGGGCGAAAUGCUUCUGGCCGACGGCCGCCGGGUUCUCAGGAAACGGAAAGAGGAAUGCGGACCCUUGGAAAUUCCGAUUCAUCCCAAAUUCCAGGCAAUACUCUUGGCAAACCGACCCGGGUUUCCCUUCAUGGGCAACGACUUCUUCCCGUUAGUCGGUGACGCCUUGUCUGUACAUUCGAUUGACGCUCCCGAUGCAGCCUCCGAACGCACACUCCUCUCGAAUUACGCUCCAAAUCUUCCCGAGGAAACACUCGCUCAGCUCGUGGAUCUCUUCGCUGAUCUGCGGAAACUCUACGACAGCGGGCAAAUCGGAUAUCCGUUCUCAACGAGAGAGCUGGUGAGCGUGACCAAACAUCUAGCAGCUUUCCCCGACGACGGUAUCCUCCAGGCGUUGAACAAUGUGCUGGAUUUCGAUUCCCAUGAACCCAAUUCUCGAAGGCUAAUCGGCCAUGUUGUUCGGUCGUACGGGAUCUCUUUCGACGCCGAUGCGUCUGACGUGUUCCUCGGCGAGUCGAGAGACUUGGGCAAGUGGUCUCAACUGACGUCCUUCCCUCUGACUUGGCAAUCGACGUCGAAGGUCGGAGUAGAGGAGAAACAAUUCAAAUUCAUCGACCAGCUGUUUUUACGUGAGGGCUACCGAGUGAAUUCCGCGUCGAAUUUCCCGAGAAUCGACAAAUUCACCGAGUUGGGCCAACAGUGGUCCGUGCCGCUGUCUCGCGUGAAGGACCUAGUGAUCUCAGGAGGAAUACCACACAUCGUUUCCUACGAGGGCAAACCGGUCGUCGCUGCUCUGGAUGAGACGUCGCGGACGUGGCUGGUUAGCGAGCUCCCACUCAGGUGUAGAGGGGCCGCCGCACUGGGUCUGAAAACGAGCAAGCCCGGCAACUUCUGCCUUGUGGACAGAGAUACGGGCCAUCUUUACGUGACAAAUCUGGAACAGAACGUCAUGAACCUGUCGAAUAUCCCGCCGGGUGAAAUCUUGUACAGAGACUCCGAUGUUGUUUUAAUCAAAACGAACCCGAAAAAAUGCUGUGUUCUGAGUUUGGACCACUCCCUCGAUCGGUUCACAGAGAUAUAUUUUGACAAAGGAAUAACGCAAGCGGUUCCCUUCGGGGAUCACAUCCUGAUCAACAAGAGCCUCCUAGUGAACUUGAGGGAUGGCUCGAGCAACGACGCGCAGCUUCAGGACGGGCUUCGCUUCGUAGAUCGGAAUACUUUCGUAUCGGAUCUGCACACAAUAGGUCGAGUGAAGUUCUCCGAAGACAAAGCAGAGCUGUCUGGCAUCGCGCGUGCUACCUACGAAGUUUGCGAGGAUUCGGUGGCUCUCAAGGGUGGGGUCAUCGCGUCCACGAUGAACUCGAACCCUUACUGUCUCGAAUACGUGAACGUUAAUGAGAUGAAAGUGGCGCGUCAGCCCCUAUUGCAGAAAAAUAUUCUUUUGAGAAGCUGUGAUACCGUCCCGGGAAGACUGUUCUCUCUGGAACGGGCGAAAUCCGGGUGGAACUUGAAUGUAUUUACUUUGGGAACUGCGAAACUUAUCGAAGAGCUGCGGGAAUGGCAGAAGACUUUGGGAUCAGACCCCCGAUUCCAACCAUCGGGUCCGAAACACGGCAAGACUGACGACAAAGAACACCACGGGGGUAACACAUGGGCCGGAGGGACCGGGGGUUCCGACACCGCGGGUCUCGGCGGUGUCGGCGGUCCUUACCGGCUCGACAAGGGCUUCGACGUUCAUCAGGUUUCGGAUGAGGUUAAGAGAGCGGUUCCUCCUCACAUCGCCGAGCGGGCAAGGAAAAUGGCGAAGGAAGCUCUCGCGAGGCGACUGAAAGAAAUUCAGAUGAGCGACUCGGAGCAUAAUACCUACAGAUCCUAUCUCGACUCGGUGAAGAAUUCUGUCCAAGCGCUCCGAGUUGUCCUCGAAGGUCUCGAAGGGAACAAGCAGGAACGAGAGUGGGUCCGACACCGGGCUGAAGGGGACGUGGACGAAACGAAGCUCGUCGAAGCCGCAGCAGGCGAGAAGAACAUCUUCAAGCGAAGAAUGGUACCUGAACACAAGAACAGAGGUCGCCAAGAGAAACCGAAGCGUCUGGUUCUCCUUGUCGAUGUGAGCGGCUCGAUGUAUCGAUUCAACGGAUACGACGCGCGACUGGAGCGGGAGAUGGAGGCCGUCAUCAUGAUGAUGGACGCCCUGCAUGGUUUCAAGCACAAAAUCCACUAUGAAAUCAGAGGACACAGCGGCGAAGAGAGUAGCCUGCCGUUGGUUAAGCUGGGCGAGCCUCCUGAGGACGAAAAGGAACGCUUCCGAAUCUUACAGAGGAUGUAUGCUCAUGCUCAAUAUUGUAUGUCGGGGGAUUCCACACUACAGGCGAUGAAGGAGGCGGUCGAAGGUCUGAAGAACUGCGAGGAUUACGACGAGAACUGCGUCAUACUACUCAGUGACGCUAAUCUCGAGCGUUACGGAAUAUCGGGACGAGCGCUUGCAAGAGAAAUGACCUCUCGACAGCCCGAAGUGCAAGCAUAUACGGUUCUGAUAGGAUCUCUGGGAGCACAAGCGCAGUAUCUGAAGAAGAGCCUGCCGCCGGGACACGGAUUCGUCUGCAUGGAUACGAAGGAACUGCCUCAGAUCCUGAAACAGAUAUUCUCAGCAAAGCUCGUCAAUUGA